Molecule: messenger RNA, 990 nt
Organism: Prorocentrum cordatum
Lineage: Eukaryota; Dinophyceae; Prorocentrales; Prorocentraceae
Source: the annotation of a GenBank genome assembly
AUGGCGCCGCAGGCGGGCUUCUCGUUCAACCCGUGGGUGCGAAACGACUCUCCGUCGGCCUCGCCUGGUGGAUCGUGGGCGCCCGUUUUGGGACGCCGCCGCAAGAAGGAGCCCUGCACUUUCUGUAAGUGCGGUCAUUGGACUUACGAUCGUCUUCUACGCAAGCGCGGUCAUUGCGCUGGCUGCAUGGCCGAGUUGGUGCCAGCCAGUGACUCCGCAAAGACGGGUGAGGCCCGCGGUGCGUGGGGGGGAGGCGGCGCGUCCACGCCCUCUGGGCUUGCCGCGCCCCAGCUCGCCUUCACGCAGAAGCUUGCCUCCGACGUCCCGCCUGAUAAGGCUCGAGCCUUCCUCGAUGCGUUCGGCGUCCAGAAGCCUGCGCCUCCUGUCCACAGACUGGGCCAGGGGAACGAGGUGCAGGCGGCGGAGGGGAAGCAGCGGGCGACCGCGAACAGGCUCCAGCAGGCACUUCAGAAUCAGGUUCGUAUCCAGAAGAUGCUCGCGGAGGCCGGGCGGCAGGUGGACGACGCCCUGCUGGAGGACAUCAAGGCCGAGAAGGAGGUUGAAGACGCUGCGCGCUGGUUGGCGCAGCGUGUCCUUCCCCCUGAGGAGUCAUCGGCGAAGAAGUCGGUUGUCCACAGCGAGGCGCUCCUGGCCGACCCCUCAUCGCUUCCCCUCGACCUGGGAGAGGAGCUUGACCUGUCGGGGGAUCUGUACUCUGAUGAGGAGCGCAAGCAGUUGGCCGAAUUAUCCAAGGAGUUUGCUGAACGUGCUCGAGCACUGCUCAGCACCGCCGUCUCCCAGGCUCGGGACGAGGCUCAGAAGAUCAAGAAGGAGCGGUCGGAGAGGCUCGAGCAGCUCAAGAAGAAAAGGAAGGCCGCCCGCGAGGCCGCCGAGGCAAGGAUUGCGCGGGCCGCGGUGCGGCAGGAGCUCGAGGAGGCCGCCAGAAAGGGCGCUGCGGGGGCCAAGGGCAACGGCAUGCAGGAGUCCUAG